AUGACAACUACAUUUUUCGCGCCAAGUUUUAAUACAGGAUUUGCUGAUGCUGCUGCUGCUGCUAAACCUCAACAAAAUCUUAAUAGCGACAAUAUAUUUCAUCCAGACACAUCAAAUCUUUCAUUUUCAUUUGAUCCAUAUUUGAGAAAAGAACAUCGUUUUGGCCUUGAUCCGAAUCGACCAAUAUGUCGUUAUUACGCACAUGGAAACUGUCCGCGUGGUAAAGAGUGCCCAGACAAACAUAUUUUACCCUCAUAUUCAAAUAAAAUUGUGUGCAAGCACUGGCUGCGUGGACUAUGUAAAAAGGGUGACAGUUGUGAAUUUUUGCACGAGUACAAUCUGCGAAAAAUGCCCGAAUGUUUAUUUUUUUCGCGUAAUGGGUAUUGCACACAGUCACCAGACUGUUUGUACCUUCAUAUUGAUCCACUUAGCAAAAUUGCACCUUGUCCAAACUACGAGAAAGGGUUUUGUAAGCUGGGCCCAGAAUGCCCUAAAAGACACAUUCGUAAGACAAUUUGUCCUAGAUAUCUUACAGGGUUUUGUCCUCUUGGACCAAGGUGUGAUGCUGGUGCUCAUCCAAAGUUUGUGGGCAUUACCGACUCGAUGCGUAUUACAAUGGAUAAAAAGCCAAUUCCCGAGCACAUUCGAGAAAAUCUCGAAAAACUUGCGGAUUAA
Magnusiomyces paraingens is the source of this 675-nucleotide messenger RNA. RefSeq lists its product as uncharacterized. Gene Ontology annotation, molecular function: RNA binding; metal ion binding. The coding region runs from base 1 to 675 and encodes 224 amino acids. The transcript has a single exon. The record is from RefSeq and is a predicted model, not a curated record. Lineage: Eukaryota; Fungi; Ascomycota; Dipodascomycetes; Dipodascales; Dipodascaceae.